AUGAAGAGAAAUGAGAGCAAGACAAAUCAUGUGUCUGAAAAUAGCUAUGAUAGUAAUCAAGGAACCGAUUCUUUUCCAAAUACAUUACAAAAUGAUAAUGAACUAAGCAACAAUGGUGUGAACGAUAAGCAGAAGAAUUUGAAUUUUCAGGUUGCAAAUAUUGAUGAAAAACUCUCACAGAAUAAUUCAUAUUCUCAAGAUGUAUUCACCGACAAACAACAAGACUUACAGCACCAUAGUCAAUCAAGCAAACAUGAAAAUUAUCAAUCAAACAUUGGGUACUACCGAAAUGAUAAUUAUCAAUCAAACAGUGGGCACAAACGAAAUGAAAAUUAUCAAUUAAACAGUGGGUACUACCAGAAAGAAGAUUAUCGAUCAAACGGUGGGAACUACCAAUAUGAAAAUUAUCAAUCAAACAGUGGGAACCACCAAUAUGAAAAUUAUAGAGGAGAUCAAUUUAAUGACGAGAAUAGAAUACAAUCAAAUAGUGAUGAUAGUAAUAUAAAUAUUGAUCUAUCUUUAUGCAUCACAUCAGUUUUUCAUGUUUAUUUGCCAGCAAACGUAGACACCCUGCAACCCGCAGUUGUUGGCAGUUGUCUCACGUUGGGCAAUUGGAAAGAACCUAAGGUUUUACUUAAGAAGAUUCAAAAUUCGAAUCUUUGGGUUUCUGAUCCUGCGCUCAUUCCGACAAACUUAGAGGUUGAAUAUAAAUAUGGUCUAUUUCGAACUCAGAAGAAAUACAUUAUAAUGGGUAAACCUGUUUAUGAACUUGAGUGUUUUGAAGGCCAUGGAAAAGGCAACAGGAAAAUGAUAUUCCGCAAAAACCAUUAUGAUAUUUGGCAGAGUGCCAGUGAAUAUAGGAUCAACAUUAUUGAUUUGAGACAUGACUAUCUCUUUGUCGAAUACAUUUACCGUUAUGUUGAGUCUCUUGAUGGCUUAAAAGAUAGAAUUAUGGAGUAUCAACAUAUUUAUAAGGAACAUAGAGAUCAGACUGUCCGUGCAACAAAUAUCGAUUUUAUUGCGGGAAAAUUGAGAAAUAGUACCUCAAGAGAACAAAGGAUUUUCUUAUGUAUUCUUCUUGGAUAUUACUUACUUCAGGGAGAUAAAAAGAUGAUAAAUGGCAUUUAUUUGCCCGAAAAUUUCCCGUCAAGGAUUAUAUUAGAAAAACUUGAAGAAAUUGAACCUGAUUUAAUACUUUCUGACACUAGGCACUUGAUCGUUAGUGCAAUUAGAACAUUAGUACAGCACAAUUCUAAAUAUGGUUUUACAACUUGGUUCAAAGUGUUCGCAUUCGCACGUGAACUCGAUACAACAUAUUCUUUUGUGGAUAUGAUCGAAUGGUAUAAUUACAAGAGUAAAUCUGACGAAUUUGGCAAGCUAUUAAUGGAAGACGUAAAACCGUAUAUGAAGGGGGCGUUUAACAGAAUUACAAAUAAACUUAUCUGGCUAUCUUAUGAUCUAAAGUGUCUCAUAUUCGUGUGGACAAAUGUUAUCGAAUUAGAAAACACAGACAGAUCUAUUCUCAAAACUUUGAAAGAUAAAAUAAAUGAAUUCAUAAAACAUGACCAGCCUUUUGACUUAAAGAAGCACUUUGAUGAAUUUUCGAUAGAUAUUCAAAGUGAGGUUGUACUAAUCUUCCAAGGAAAAGUUUUAAAAUUGUUAAAUGAAAAGGGAUCGUCUUGGAGCAAUCCGAAUAUAAAUUCUAUCAUAGACCUUCUUCAAAAUCCUAAUUUACAAUGGUCAGAGAAAACCUAUACUCAAGCUCUCGAAGCCAUAUCCGAAUCAAAUCAAAUGGAAUUGCUUGAUAUUUUUCCUCGAGUUCUAAAAUUUGUAUCUGAAUUAGACUUAGCUAUUACCAGCCAGUCAAUUUUUACAACAUCGAUUAAAUGGUUUAAGCAAAAUUGCUCAAUCUAUUCCAUUAAUACUUCUAAAGUUCAUUCUGUAAAUAAUCAAGGAAAAAUCGCCUAUACAAUUUUCCACAACCUUUCUGUUAUAUAUCCACUUAUUGCAAAGCGUCCAAAAAUUUGGGAUAAACUAAAAAGUCAUGCAAGCGACAUUGUUGCAUCAUUAUCAGAUGAUGUUUUAUUUUCCGUUUCAACUUUUGCUGAUGAUUUUGAUCAGGAGGUUAUAUAUUACCUUGAAACGUUAAUGAAAAUAAGGAUUAAUUCUUCUAUUCAUGAACUUGAUAAUCAUUUAUUUAAAAAGAUCAUGCAAUUUAGUGAUCGUGAUUUAGGCAUGAACCUGCCAAAUAAAUUUUGUGAGGAAAUGAUGUGCCACAUUUUUAGUCGAUUGCAGCAACAGACUGACAAGAAAUAUAAUGAUGAAGCAGCACACCAGCUUUCAUUUCUUGAAUUUUCAAAAUUUUGGACGCUUAUAUUUAAAGCAACUGGCUUCACUCAAUUACUACAUUCUCAUCUAUACGUUCAAACCGCACGAGAUACUGCGAUACUAUUAGCAAAAAUGAUUCGCGAGAAUUCGAUUACUAUGGGUUUACUUCAAGAAAUACUCGAAUACCCUAACUCUAUACUUAAAAAUUAUAUCAAUUCUGCUGUGAAAAAUAUCGAAAAUCUCAAUAUUAAUGAUGAAAUCCUUGAAGCUUUACGUGCUAACUAUAAAGAUUAUGAUUUAACAUUUACUCGCCUAGAUGAAUUUUACACAAUAUUCUGUUCUUCAUCCUUAAUACAAGACGUGAAAUCAUAUUAUGAUGAUUUACAAAUAAGGCGCAAUGAAGCAAAUACAGUCACUCUUGAAGAAUCAGAUUCUCAAGAUUAUUGGUUGAUUCACGUUGCAACAAUUGCUAUUAUGAAAUCUUCAUAUUACUUAAUUCGGUCACAAACAUUCAAAAAUAUUUUCCAAAAAGUAUUAAAGAUGGAUGAACGAGAAUUAGUUUUGGAAAUUGUGAUCAAAGAAAUCAUUCCAAAAACAAUUGAGCAGUAUAAUCUUAUAUGCAAAAGAUAUGAAACGUGGGAAGACAUCAACUUUUCUGAUGCAAAUGAGCUAUGGCAAGGAAUUGGGCAAAAUCAGAUUCAUGAUGAGAUUAAAUUUGUUGCCUCUAACUGCAAUCGAAUCACGAAAACUAACGAGAAGCAACGACUGGCAAAUACAGUGAAUCAUUUAUCUGAUGUUUCAUUAUGGAUGGGGAGACUAAAUAAACUUAAUGAUGUAAUUAAAAUUUUGGAAAUUCCGUGUAAUUCAACUCAUUGGGUGACGAAAUAUUUGAAUCGUUUAGAAAGUAAAGAGCUGACGCUUGGACAGUUACAUAAAAUAUUUGAAGACUUAAAUAAUAAUUGUGUAAAAAAACUAAAGUUGACAGAUGAUUGUUGGUCGAUAAUAAAGGAAAUAGCUUCUGCAGAAGAUUUCGUGGAUUUUCUAAAAUCCUUAGUUGGUCAUGAUCUUAAAAAUUUAAUUAAUGGUGUAGACGAUCAUUCUGAUGAAAGAUUGAUUCAAGAGGAUACUGUUUCAACAUUUAUACAAUUGAAACAAAUUAUAGAGCCUUUAUUAAAAAAGAGCAAUGAUUCAGCUAUUCUUGCAGUAGAUAAAUUCUUACGGAAUCUCCUUAAUAUUUCUCUAAAAAAUCCAUCCCUGGCCUCCAAGUUAAGACUUUGUUAUGCAAAUGCUCAAGCACUAAAGAAUAUGUAUGAUAAUAUCUCAAAUCGAGGAGAAGUGACAAAAGAAAAGAUUUAUCACGCAGUAACAAAGGGAGAAUAUUUAUUCAUGAAACCGAAUUCUAAUGAAUACAAAUGCACUGCGACUUUAUCGUAUUCUUCCAAUAAUUCAAAAGGAAACGUUGAAUACACCUUUGCUGACUUACAAGAUUUGCGUGGACGUGCUCUAUUGAUUGCAAAAACACCCGUAAAUUUAAAGGCUUUGAAAGAUAAUGAAGUUACUACUAACGAGAUAACCUCUGAUCAUAUGAAUGAAUUCGUUAUUCAAGUUGAUCUUGCACAACAGAUAAUAAACACCGCCUCGCAGUUAAUAGAGCUUGGUCAUUUUACUUAUCGAAACUUUAAAGCGUCAACUAAUUCUACGAUUCAAAUGGAAGAUUUUCUUCAAGAGUUGAUAAAAGAUUAUCAAUUAUGGGAAGAAAUUUUCACAAGGGCACAGGAAAAGCAUUACUAUUUGGUCUUUUAUCCUGCUCGACAUAUUAUGACCUUUUAUUAUUAUUUUUCAAACAACGGAGAUGAUAAUGCAGCCAAAUUUAAAAUUAAAGAGCAGUGUUCAAUGCUUUUGAGAUUUGUCAAUGAUAAAGCCGAGCUUCCUAAUAUUGAAAAUGAUUUCAACAUUCCUUGCGAGCCUGAUAAUUAUUUUGAUAUUCUUUGUGCGAUCGGCAUCAAGUUGUAUAAUAUUUUUGAAAAGGUCCCAACAAGAAAGCGUUUAAUGACAGUUCCCGUUGAACGAAACCUGGAAGAUAGAGUCAAUUCUGGCCAACUCUACAUCGCGACAUGUAAUGACAAGUUUCGGGUGCCAAAUAUAAUAAUGUCCCUAUAUAAUAUGCAUAACAAAUGUUUUCCAGAAGCAUGGCAGCUUCUAAUUUGCAAAUCUUCAACCACCGCAGAAGAACUCUUGAUUUUCAUCAAGCGGUGUUUUUUUGCUGGAAAGAAUGGCUAUGGGGAACAUUUGUUUAGCAUUGCCAAUGUGGAAUCCUUAGAUUUUGAAUUGCAAUAUCAAUUAGUGACAAAUAUACGUUCUUUAUGCCAACAAGAAAACCAGUUUCACUUGGCUUUGAUAUGUUGUCGCGAAAAAGGCAUGCAUCAUCAUAUAUUAGAUCAGUUUUCUGAAUACGUUCACGUAACUAAAGGUCUUAGCGCAGACUUAAUGCGUAGCAUAUAUAAAAUAUUGUGUCCAGAUGUGGUAACGGUAUCUUCCGAUUUAUCUGGGCAAGGAAAAACUGAAUGGAUUAAAGAACAAAGUUUUGAACGUGGUUUAUUUCCACGAAAUUUCUUAAUCAGCGAUGGGGCAACAUUUGAAAACCUCGCGCGGAAAUUAUCUGCGGUCAAACUCAGUAAAACGGAAUGUUUACAUUUAAAUAUUAUGCUAAUAGAUCAACCCUAUGAAGUAAACAUGUUUUUAUUCGAGCUCCUUUCGUUUGGAUGUGUUAAUGACAUCAAUUUUACCUAUAUACCAUCUACUAAUGUCUUUAUUGAAGUUACAUCAACUACGGAUCAAUAUUUACUUAAUUCGCUCCCAAUUACUGGAUAUUUAACAAAAAAACACCUGACAUGGAAUAUUGAUAAUCUUAUUGUUUCUCAUAUCGGAAACAGCCCAAUUCAAAUAGUUGCAAAAUACCUAGAUGAGUAUGAACAAGGCAUGAUAAAUAAAGUAGAUAUCAGCUUUAAGAAACAAAACAAGCAGCCGCUCCCAUAUAAACGCUGUCAACAGCUGUUGCAAAAAUAUUUCUUUGAAAAUAAUACGAAAGACAUCGCAUCAUACCGUUUUCUUGAAAUAUUCAUUAAUGUUCUUGCUGAUCAACUAGUUCGAAUGUCAUCUAGUACAUUUUUCCGUGUAGAAAUGUUGGAAAAGAUGGUUGAAGAUAAGAAUAUUCGAAAAACAUUACUAGAAACUUUGUUAAAAGUUUCCAUGGACUUUGCCACUCGUUCUGUGGACUCAAAGACUGAACAAUUGAAAAAUAAAAAUUUAUUUGAAGGAAAAAACAUAAACAUGGGGGACAUUAAACAUUGGGAGGAUUCAAAUCAUUUGUUGGUAUUUUUCUUGUCACAAACACCUGAUUCUAUCUGUGCUCUCUAUCGUAACAGAGCCAUGGUUCCAGAGAAUGUUAAGAACCUAUUAAAAAGCCAACAUAUUCCUGUAUCAAAAACUAAUGCAAAUAUUCCAUUUGAAUUAGAUGACUUUGAUAAAAUGUCGUCCGAAAAUAUAUUAAUUAAAUUGGAAUGCCUAGCGCGUGUUACGCUCGAAAAACGAAAUUAUCCUAUGUAUGCUCUUUCUACGGACAAUCUUUUAAAAAUGGCAUUAAUUCUAUUGCGAUCUAGGGCAAAUAUUCCAGUGGUUUGUUGUGGUGAAGCAGGAUGUGGCAAGACAAGCUUAGUUCAAUUUCUUUCAGAAGUCGUAAAAGUAGAAUUUCGAGCACUUAACCUCCAUGCGGGUGUUAGCGAACAGCAAAUACUUGAAUUUAUGCAAAGUGCGGAAGAAAUUGCUCAGCACCGUGAAGUUUGGUUAUUUUUUGAUGAAAUAAACACCUGUAAUCACAUUGGGCUUCUUGCAGACCUCAUUGCUCAUCGAAUUCUACUUGGAAACGAAAUUCAUCAAAACAUUCGUUUGUUUGCGGCUUGCAAUCCUUAUCGAUUACGUCAAAAAUCUGAUACGCAAGCAGGUCUUUUGGCCAAAAGAUACGAAGAACAAAGUAGACUAGCAUAUCAAGUACAUCCACUUCCGGACCAAAUUUUAGAUUAUGUGUGGGAUUAUGGAGUCUUAAAAGCGUCCGAUGAAAAAAUUUACAUUAACAUAAUGGUCAAAAAAUUCUUACAAAAUUUAGGAGCUGAAUUAUUCGCAGAGCUUUUAGUUGCAUCACAAGAGUUUAUUCGAAUUAAUGAGGGAGUGCAUAGUGUUAGUCUUCGAGAUGUCAAACGAGCCAUCAUCCUGGUCAAAUUUUUUAACAAUAGCUUUAAAAAUCCACAUCGAAAAUCUUUAUUUGGAUGGAACGGUCCGGACGAUAUUACAAGGUCUUAUAUAUUAGCAUUAAGCCUUUGUUACCAAAUUCGUUCAUUUGACCGAAAAAUACGUACACAAUAUUGUGAGAAAAUGUGUGAAAUUUUUAAUAAGUUUAGAGGUAACAAAUUUAAAGCGAUAAAUCCGGAUAUAUUUAAAGAAAUAAUUCGCAAGGAACAGGAAGAUUAUAUGUCAAGAAUGACGAAGCCACCACAAACUGCUGAAAAUGAUGCACUCCUUGAGAAUGUAUUGGUAAUGAUCGUAUGCAUAUUGACGCGCAUUCCGGUAUUUAUAAUUGGCGCACCAGGAGCGUCAAAAUCCCUGGCCAUUCGUCUUGUUAGUCAAAACCUUCGAGGAUCUGAUUCUGAUGAUCCUUAUUUCAGAGGGCUUCCUCAAGUUUAUGUAAUUCCACACCAAGGUUCGUCGUCGUCAACAUCUGAUGGCAUCGUCAAAGUAUUCGAUAAGGCUAAUAACUAUCAAAAGGAAAGUUCAGAUGAAUUUCCAUUAAUAACAGUUGUCCUACUUGAUGAAAUCGGAUUGGCAGAGACAAGCCCAUAUAAUCCAUUGAAAGUUUUACAUUCCUUACUUGAACCUAGUUAUCCUGCGGAGCUUCCAAAUGUUUCCGUCAUCGGAAUCAGUAAUUGGAGACUUGACAAUUCUAAAUCGAGCAGAGCUUUAAUAGUUCAAAGACCAAAAUUUGAACAAAGUGAUCUCAUUGAUACUGCAAAACGGCUAUUAGAAAAAAAUAAAUUGAAAACUUGGAAUAGUUUUCGUAGUGAAAAGCUUCAAGCGCUGGCAAUCUCCUAUCUCGAAUAUGAAAAAAAUCAACCAAUUCCUAAUUUUCAUGGACUACGAGAUUAUUAUUCUUUUAUUAAAAGCCUUAACAAUGGAGAUGUACAAAAAGUGCUUGGCACAGAAUUUGAUGAAAGCCUGGAAUUAAACUUUGAAGAUUUCUUAUUGGAGCAAGUAUCAGAGAUGAUGAUGGAAGAUCUUUGUAAUGUCAACCUAGACGAUCAAACGGAUGACACAAUUUAUACACAAAAUCACCUUCAACUUUGGCAGAGUAAAGUUACAAAUUUUUUAUCACUAUCUAAUAAAUUAUCGAGCUCCUUUGAUAACCCGACAUUACUUAAACUACGCGUAUAUAAUGAUUUAUCGAAAUCACUACCUUUCGCGAAACUUAUCGAAAUUAGAAAUUUCGAAUCGGAAUUAGGCAAUGAAGACAUGUUUUCUGAACAGUUUAUAGAAAUUGUAUUUGAAAAAUUAAAUGAAAUGGAGCAAACGGAACAAAAUCUGUCAACUAGAAGAUCUUUUGUUUAUAGGUGUUUAGGAGUACUCGAAUAUGAUUCACCUGUUCGCCUUAAUUUCUACAUGAAAAUUUUUUCCCAAGAUCCAUUGCCUUUAACAUUUGUUACUAUUUACAACAUAUUCUACAUUGAAACUUUGGAAAAAGAUGAUAUAUUCCUCAAUUUGAUUGAUAAUCCACUCGAAUAUCCAUUUCGUAAGAUCACUACCAAUGAUGACAAUACUAAACUAUUUAUAUCUUCAGUUAUUGCGCAUGUUGUAGCGUUGCAUAUUUCAAUUCCGGUCAAUGCUUCUCCAUUGGCUGCAUACAUGCAAAAUUUACCAAAUUACGCGAAUACUUUUAUAUUAACAUGUCCAUCUAAUGAGCAAUCGGUGUUACUUAAUUUAUUGAUUGCUGAGACGUUACAAGAUCCAGAAUACAACUAUAAAGGACUUACAAGAUAUGUAUGUCCUUGUGGAUAUAUUUAUGUUGUUGUUGAUUGUGGAAAUGUAGCAAAAGAAGAAAGCAAAUGCCCUACUUGUAAAAACGUGAUUGGUGCUGUAAAUGGACAAUAUGGUAAAGCUGCUCAGGGAACUAUUCGUCUGGAUGAGAAACCUUUAAUACAAACAGUCAAUGACCAGGAUGAGCAAGGAAUCCUCCAUCUAUUUGUACAUGCCAUAAUUGGUAUACAGGCGCCUUCGGAUAUUGUCACAGACUUUAUUACAAAUAAAAAGAAUGUAAAUGAAGUCGGUGAUAUAAUAAAUUAUUGUGAAAGACAUAUAAAUAAUGAUUGGGAAACAUUGAAAAAUAUUUUAGCCUGCGGGGAUGAACAUUUAUCGCUGGUUAUUCAUUCCAUACUUUCAGAGAUGUCACAAGAUAACCUACAGGUAGUCGAAAAAUUUACGACACCUAUUCAAAGAGAAGCUUGGGAAACACAGUUUAGCCAGCGUGAUCUAAUACAGCAAGAUAUUAUGGAAUCAAUCGAUCUUGACCAAGAACAACAGACCUCAAAAUCUGCAACUGCUACUAAAAUUCCAGCAAAGGCAUUUAUGAUAGCUCUGAAAAGAUUUGUCAUAAGAUAUUUGUCUAAUAAUGCCCGAGAAUUAUUUACUGAAAAAUCUCCUUUAUCAUCUUAUCUUGUUGAUAAUGAUUCUCUUGAAUGCUGGCCCGAUAACGUUUCUAAAGAUAUUAUUAUUGAUAAAUUUCCAAAAUCAUUAUAUAUUUCUCAUGCCUUUGCAACCUACCAAUUAAUUAAAAAGGAAAUAGAG
Molecule: messenger RNA, 9216 nt
Organism: Dentiscutata erythropus
Lineage: Eukaryota; Fungi; Glomeromycota; Glomeromycetes; Diversisporales; Gigasporaceae
Source: the annotation of a GenBank genome assembly